UGUUGGCGGAAGAAGCCAGUUAGAGGGUGUCAGGUCGCGUUAGCAGGAAUAUGGGGUGGCUGUGGCCCCCUGUGAGUUAUCUGCUGCUGGGGGGCCAGGGGCUGCUCCUCACCUUCUCCCUUAUCGCCACCCAGAAUAGCACCAGCCCCGCCACGUCUCCUGAGCCCAGCAGCACCCCGGUCCCUGAGCCCAGAGACCCCAGAGGACCCCUCGUAUUGUGCGAGUACUUGCCAGAAGAGUUUAUAGACUGCGAUGAUCCAGUAGACUACACUGGGAACGUGACCAGCCAGCUAGACCCGGACUUUGGCUGCACCAAGUUUGGGGGACAGGCGUAUGCUGAGGUUAAUCACACAAAAGUAUGGUGCCGAGCGUUGCCUGGCAUUGAGUGCGAUGGACCCCCUACCUUCCAACGUGGGAACAAGCCUUGCAUCAAAUACACAGGUCAUUAUUUCAUUACCACCUUGCUCUACUCCUUCUUCCUCGGCUGCUUUGGGGUCGAUCGCUUCUGCCUAGGACACACCGGCACGGCUGUGGGUAAACUCCUCACCUUGGGAGGUUUGGGCAUCUGGUGGUUUGUAGAUCUCAUUCUGCUCAUCACCGGAGGGUUAAUGCCAAGUGACAACAGCAAUUGGUGCACCAUCUAUUGACAGUGUUCCUCUAAGGAGGAUAUUAAUACAUUGCAGCCAUAGGCUGUCUCCGAGGCUCGUCCUCUCGCAGGGUGGACGGGAGUCACAUCACCUCAGGUGCACUCUUAUGUAUAUUGACUAUACAAAGGAAUGAGUCCAUCCUUGGACCGAAGACCGUACUGAAGCGUUGCCGCAUUCAGCCUGAUUUGUAAUAUAAAAUGCUGUAAAUACGUUAAUGUAACUAUAAUAAAAUAACUACCA
Bufo bufo (common toad) is the source of this 887-nucleotide messenger RNA. RefSeq names its product TM2 domain containing 2 (gene TM2D2). Bases 51 to 647 code for a protein of 198 amino acids. The record is from RefSeq and is a predicted model, not a curated record. Lineage: Eukaryota; Metazoa; Chordata; Amphibia; Anura; Bufonidae. The transcript is spliced from 4 exons.